Molecule: messenger RNA, 1046 nt
Organism: Pelodiscus sinensis (Chinese soft-shelled turtle)
Lineage: Eukaryota; Metazoa; Chordata; Testudines; Trionychidae
Source: RefSeq, a predicted model, not a curated record
CCUCAGGCCCUCAGACGGGGGAAGGGAGGGAGACAGAAGAGCCUGGUGAUCUGCCCAGGGGCCCAUUGACGUUGCUCUGCUGAGCCUCCCUACAACUAAUGGGCUGGCCCUGGUGCCAAGCCCAGCUGUGUCCAACCAGCGCAGCCCCCAGAGCUGAGCUCCCAGCCCCUGUUUAAGCCGUGGUGGCUCUUGGGAUUGGCGUCUCUUAGCUAUUUCAAUCCCCUCACACAGAGAUGUGUUGAUUCACCCCCAGUGCGAGUCAGGGCCGGUUCUGGGCUGCGCUGCCAAUUGUUUCACACACACCAACAACGCGCGCUGAUAACUGAGCUCUCUCUCGAACUACUAAACAGACUCAACCUGCCUCGGUAACAGACAGAUUCUGACACACUCCCAGGAUGUAUUAAUAAGGUUUCAUCUGCUUGGGGGCCCUGAUGUCACACAGCGACUGGGACCAACAGUCACUGGGGCUGUGGGUGGGAAAACGCCCCGUUCCCCACCCCUCUCAGCCUCACAAUGAAACCUCCCAGCUCAUUUCUGUUUCCUCAGGGGAAAAUCCAGGCUCAUUUGAAGACUCUGAGGGAAGAGAGAGAAAAGCUGCUGGGAUGGAAAGCGACGGGGGAGGGGAGAAGUCAGGAGUGUCUGAAACAGACACAAGCUGAGAGGAAGAAGAUUGUGGCAGAGUUUCAGCAGCUGUGGCAGUUCCUGGAGGAACAAGAGCGACUCCUGCUGGCCCAGCUGGAGCAGUUGAAUGAGGAAACUGGGAGGCUCCAGACUGACACUGUCAGGAAACUCUCUGUGCAGAUUUCCCAUCUCAGUGAGCAGAUCGGUGAGCUGGAGGGGACGUGUCAGAAGUCAGCAAGUGAAUUCCUGCAGGUGUGAGAUGGGGCCGUUCCAGCCACCAGAGGAGAUUUCUCUUGAACUGGGCGAGCGAGUCAGAGGUUUCUCCCAGAUAACAACUGCGCUGUCGGAGAUGCUGAGGCAGUUCACAGAUACUCUGCCUUCUGCACUGGAGAGAGCAAGAGGAAAGUCCCUGGGAGCUUUCAAAC